Molecule: messenger RNA, 427 nt
Organism: Camelina sativa (false flax)
Lineage: Eukaryota; Viridiplantae; Streptophyta; Magnoliopsida; Brassicales; Brassicaceae
Source: RefSeq, a predicted model, not a curated record
AGAAGGGUGUUCCUCAGAUGGAGCUGGACACGACGAAUAUCUCAUCUGGGGAUGGUGUAGUGGAUUCUGUUGGUUUAGAUUUUUCAGAGAGUAUGGAUGACUUACUUGAGGAUGGUGAAUACCAAGAGGAGGCUCCCACAGAUAACGCUGAUCAUGAAAUUGAUAUUGGGUCGGUUCCUAUUUCUGGCGAGGGAGCUAUUAACACGCAAGGUGAGAAUAAAAAACAGAGGGAUGUGGCUAAGCACACUAACAAAACAAGAGAUGGCUCCACUUCUGGAGGAGGGAGUCGUAUUUUAAAAAAGGGGAUUGUGGUGCUCCCGAAAUCAAAGUUUUUAAGUUGGAAUUGUCAUUGCAUUGGGACAGACCUGAGAUAGGUGUAUCUGAAGGAUUUGUGGAAGACACACAAGCGAGACAAUUUUUAUUACUA